AAGUCCAAAAAGUUUCUCACACUCUAAAAUUCUUUACCUUGAGUUUUAGUUUAUUUAAUUUAUUAAACCCCUAGCAAAACUCCAAACAACCGGCACAUAAAGUGGUGUGGUGUGUUUGAGCCAAUGGAAGUCAUACCACAUAUGAGACAUUUUGAUUUGUUUGUAAAUUUACCUCUAUUGGUGUCUGUCUGUCCUAUGUGAGCUAUCACAAACAUUAGUCUUCGUCAAAUACUUAACUUUUAGUCUCCGACAGCUAAAUUUUGUCCUAAAUGAGCAUAAUUUAACAGUAAAUUAUCCCAAAACACAACAUUACAAUCAGCAAACGAUGCAUAGGUGUGAAUGUGAAUCUGACUAACUUCUUCUAGUUUAAACGGCGAUUAAUGUGGUCGUUUCAAAGUUUAUCCUCAAUUCGUCGUUAGCAAAACUAAUAAGAGCAGCAGGUGAGAUUAGGUUAUCUUCUCUUCUCUACUUAUCUCCUUCAUCGAAGCUACUCCAUUUUCUAUGGCACAAGUACUAUUUUACCAUCGGUAUCGAACUCCAAACCCAUAAAGAGUAAAGAGAGAUAAAGUUGAAACCUUUAAAAAAACAAAAAAACUUCAAACCUAAAAUGAUUCGCAAUCUUUUCUCAUCUCUGACUCACCGAUUCGCCUGGCGGGUUCCGCUUUUCGUCUACGGCGCCACGUGGACGUUGUUUCUGACUACCACGGUGGCGAUCAUCUCUCUCGCACCGGAAUUCGCAUUCGUGUCGGCGAUUUACCCGUCUUCCUCUGCUUCUUCCGCGGGGUUCUCGCGGCGGUGCGGUUCCGACGCAGCCAUUUUGGUUCCGUUGGAUCUUCCCACGGAGGUGUUGUGUCUUCCGGCGAAUCUUUUCCGGAGGUCGAAGAUGGACCUCGUUGUGCCGCCGGUUUUUGCAGCGAUUGUUGUUGCUCUUUCCGCCGUCGUCGUACGAACGAUGGGCCUUUGGGAAGCUGAAGAAACCCACUAGUAUAGGCCCAUUAUACAGUGUUGACUUGACACCUAUUCUCAUUAGUGCAUUUUUUUUCUUUUUAUAACCUUUGUAAUAAUAUACGUUUCUUAAUUUCUAAAUUUCAUUUGGAGAAAUUAAAUAAAUAGAUUACUAGAUGAAAAUAAUGUUAUUUCUUACACAAA
Messenger RNA from Capsella rubella, 1149 nucleotides. RefSeq lists its product as uncharacterized. Bases 608 to 985 code for a protein of 125 amino acids. The transcript has a single exon. The record is from RefSeq and is a predicted model, not a curated record. NCBI's taxonomy places the organism in Eukaryota, Viridiplantae, Streptophyta, Magnoliopsida, Brassicales, Brassicaceae.